AUGCUGCAAACGAAUGGAUUUGGGCCUCUCGCAUCAUCUGACACUGGUCAUGCAGGUGGUGGCAGGGAGAGAGGGAAAUAUGCCGAAGGGGGCGGCAGGGCGGAGGAGUGGGAGGAGUGGGGGACGGUGGUGGUGGUGGCUGGGAAAUACGCGGAAGGGGGUGGCAGGGUGGAGGAGUGGGAGGAGCGGGGGAGGGUGGUGGUGGUGGCUGGUAGGGGAGAAGGAGCAGCAGGGGGAAAUCUGAAUUCUCUACCUUCCUCCUCCCCUUCCUCCCCUUCUCAUAGGGAAAUACGCGGAAGGAGGGGGCAGGGCGGAGGAGUGGGAGGAGCGGGGGAGAGUGGUGGUGGUGGCGGGGGAGGAAGGGGCGGUAGGGGGAGUGCAAGAGGUGCGGGAUCCUGUGUUUGGGCUGAGGAUGGGGGAGGGCUUUCAGGCCUCUUCAGAGGGGCUCAGGUGAGGGGGACGGGAGGGCAGCAGGGGGAAUGGGAAGAGCAGGCAGCAGAGGGAGUGGAAAUAGCAGGGGGAGGGAGAACGGCAAGUAGGGGAGUGCAGGAGGUGUGGGAUCCUGUGUUUGGGCUGAGGAUGGGGGAGGGCUUUCAGGCUUCGUCCGAGGGGCAGACAAACAUUCCUCUUCCCCCAGUCACCCCUCUUCCCCCAGUCACCCCUCUUCCCCCAGUCACCGCCCCUGUCCUCUCCUCCUCCACGUCCUCACUUCUCACAGCUACUCCUUUCGCCAAGUAA
Closterium sp. Naga37s-1 is the source of this 738-nucleotide messenger RNA. NCBI's taxonomy places the organism in Eukaryota, Viridiplantae, Streptophyta, Zygnematophyceae, Desmidiales, Closteriaceae. The record is from the annotation of a GenBank genome assembly.